Molecule: messenger RNA, 2232 nt
Organism: Caenorhabditis bovis
Lineage: Eukaryota; Metazoa; Nematoda; Chromadorea; Rhabditida; Rhabditidae
Source: the annotation of a GenBank genome assembly
AUGCGCCUGUACGCCUUGCUAUUCGCCAUAUUCCUCAGUCUAGAUGCCUAUAAAAUUCUAGUGUAUUCAAAUUUAUUCGGUCACAGCCAUGUGAAAAUGUUGGGAAGUGUCGCCGAUAUUCUGACAGACGCCGGACACAAUGUGACGGUUUUGAUGCCGAUCAUCGAUGUGAACGAGAGGAAUCGAACCGGAUUGAAGAGCACCAAGAAUCUCGUUAUGGUCGAAGCAAACGAAAAGACGAGAACCAAAUUCAGUGAAGUAAAAGAUUUCAUGUCAAACUUUUGGACGUUGGAACAAUCGAAUCCAUUCUCGCUUCUCUUCAGAGCUGCCGACAUGGCUGAGUUGUUCACAUACCCAUGCAUAAACGUUCUUUCUCAGAAGGAUUUGAUCCAGAAGUUCAAAGAUGAGAAUUUCGAUUUAGCAUUGACAGAGCCUUUUGAUCUCUGCGGAUACGCCUUCUUCGAUGCCAUCCAAGUGCCUGCUCACGUCUCUGUCCUUGCUUCUAGUCGUUUGGAUCAUGUGUCAGAAGCUCUGGGCCAACCGACAGCCGCCAGCUAUGUGCCAGGAACGCAAUCAGUUUAUACUGAUCGGAUGAAUAUGAAAGAAAGAUUUUUGAAUCUUCUUCAAAAAAUUGAUCCAAAAACGAGAUCCUGGAGAGAUAUCAUGCCAGAGAGCACAUUCGUCUUCACCAACAAUAUUCCAAUUUUGGACUUCCCAGCGCCAACCUUUGACAAGAUCAUUCCAAUCGGCGGAAUUUCUGUGGUCACUGAUAAGAAGAAGAACGCGCUUCCAGAGAAAUGGAAUAAGGUGCUCAGUCUUCGCAAAAAGACAAUUCUGAUCUCAUUCGGAUCGAAUGCCAAGUCGGUUCAGAUGCCGGAGGAAUACAAACAGUCAUUCCUCAAAGUGUUCAACAUGAUGCCCGAUGUGACAUUCAUCUGGAAGUACGAGGAGGAGAACUCGAAGAUUGUCGACCAUCUCGACAACGUCUUCCUCGGAACAUGGCUUCCUCAGAAUGAGCUGCUCGCCGACAAACGGCUCACGGUAUUCUUGACCCACGGCGGUCUUGCGAGCACCACGGAGCUAGCAGUGCUGGGCAAGCCGUGCAUCAUGGUCCCAUUGUUUGCGGAUCAGGCAAGAAACGCCAAAAUGCUCGAACGGCAUGGUGGUGCGAUUGUCCUUGACAAAACCGAUCUAUCGAAUCCGGAGAAGAUCAAGAAAACGUUCGAGGAGAUUCUGAAUAACGAUUCAUAUCGGAAGCAUGCCGAACGAGUCGCUGAAAUGCUCAAUAAUCAGCCGGCGAAUCCACGUGAGACCUUCGUCAAACACGUGGAAUUCGCGACAAGAUUCGGACGAAUGCCUUCAAUGGAGCCAUAUGCCCGCCAUCAAUCAUUCAUCGAACACUUCUUCUUAGAUAUUAUUGCGAUUGCUCUCCUCGUCGUGAUUACUGUAACUACCGUAUCCUUCAUGGUCCUUCGAUGUCUUCUCAGGAGAAUUUAGAGUCCCGAUACGAUGAGCAAACUGUUUCGCCAAUUCAAUUCGCCAAUAUUCCGGCAAUUGUACGAGCUGCAAUCGAGCACCUACACCUACAUUCUCGGCUGUCAGAAGACCGGCAAAGCGGUGAUCAUCGAUCCGGUGAUCGAGACGGCGCCGCGCGACGCUCGCAUUAUCAAGGAGCUCGAUCUCGAUCUGAUCUACGGCCUCAACACCCACGUGCACGCCGAUCACGUCACCGGCACCAGCGCGUUGAAGCGCGCGUUCCCCGAAAUGCGCUCGGUGUUGGCGAGCACGUCGGGCGGCAAAGCCGACAAGUUCGUCAACGACGGGGACCUCAUCGAGUUCGGCGAGAUGAAGCUCGAGGUGCGCGCGACGCCCGGUCACACCAACGGCUGCCUCACGUUCGUCUCUCAUGAUUUGAAGCACGCCUACACCGGCGACGCCCUUCUGAUCCGCGCGUGUGGUCGAACCGACUUCCAAAAUGGUGAUGCUCACAAACUCUACAAUUCGAUCAAGAGCAAAAUAUUCACACUGCCAGAUGAUUAUGAAAUUUACGUUGGACACAAUUAUGAGGGAGUCACCAAAUCAACGGUGCUUGAAGAGAAGAAGCUCAAUCCGAGACUUACAAAAAGCGAGCCGGAGUUUGUCGAGCUCAUGAAGAACUUGAAUCUCGCCUAUCCGAAACAAAUCGAUCGCGCGGUUCCGGCGAAUCUCAUCGACGGCGAAACGAAAGGCUAA